Fraxinus pennsylvanica is the source of this 2940-nucleotide messenger RNA. The record is from the annotation of a GenBank genome assembly. Lineage: Eukaryota; Viridiplantae; Streptophyta; Magnoliopsida; Lamiales; Oleaceae.
AUGCUGGAAUUUUUGUUGGGUUCCUCUACGCCAGAGUGCUACGAUGAAGAUUCAUGGAUGCUUUCGCCUCAAAUUUGGAUACUGGGAGAAAAGAAAAUAGCUGGACUUUCUAGCAAUAUAUCAACAUCAUUGAUGAGUACGGUUGGUGAUAAGUCUGAUGAUGAAUACUCCGUCAUUGGAGAUAAAGGAGAUAUUGGAUUCGUGGAUUUCGGAAAUUGUAAAUCUGUUUGUAACUACAAUCCUGCAGAAGAGAGUGAUGUAGUCAAUAUCUCCGUUCCACUUCCUUUAGUUGGAGGAAAGCCUCAAUCAGGAUUUGUUGGAGAAACCACUUGUGAUUCCAUAACCAUAAUGAAUACUACUAACGAACCAUUAGAUCUCUGGUCUGUCAGUAUUUAUGAUUCAAAACCUCCGGAGUCCUUCACAAUUUCUUUGAUGAAGCCUCCAACUGCAGAUUCUGAUGUGGAAUAUAUCAAAGAAUUUUUAGAAUCAUUUUCCCUGGAAGACAGAGUGCUAAGACCAGGUCAAACUUUGACUAUUUGGUUGUCAUGCAAAACUAAGGAAAUUGGCUUGCACACUGCAGCUGUUCACUUUAGUGUGGGGGACGAGACAAUAGAAAGGCUUGUUUUUGUGUUGGCAGAAGAUAAGAUCUCCCAAUCUUUAUCUUCUACUAAACCCUUUUAUAGAGCUCGUAAAAAGAAACCGGCUGUGGUGGAUGUAUUUUCUGCAGAUGGUGCAUUUGUUACAGGCUCACGCCCUUAUAAGCCUUCAAAUCGUGGGCGUAAGCACCAGCUACCUGAAUUUCGUGUGCCUGUACAUAUCAGGGACAUGGUGAAUAACAAGCAGAUUCCAGAUCCAGUUAAUGAGGGUCUAACCGAAGAAAACUAUGGUCCAUUCUUCCAAACAUUACUUAACAUGGAAGAGAUCAAAAUGGAGGAAGACAUGCGGGCAUAUGAUAUGGAGUGUGUUACUAUGAAGAGCAAGAAACACCAAUUAUUAUCCCUCGAGGUCCCAGGAUUAGCUGAAAGAAGGCCUUCACUUGUAAAUGGGGAUUUUAUAUUUGUGAAGCUUGCUUCUGAGGAUACAACUGAGCAUGAUCCUUAUCAGGGCUUCAUUCACCGGGUUGAGGCCGAAGAAAUACAUUUGAAAUUUCACAAAAAUUUUCACUCGAAUCACAGGGAAAGUAACGUUUAUAAUGUACAAUUCAACUAUAACCGACUGAGUAUGAAAAGGUUGUAUCAGGCCAUUGAAGUUGCUCAACAUUUGGAGAGAAACUUUCUAUUCCCAUCUGAGUCCUCUAAAAGAAGACUGGUUCUACCUAAAUCAUUGGUACCAACAUCCGGUACCCUUAAUGAGGAGCAGAUGCGUGCGAUCAAGAUGAUCCUUGCCUGCAAAGGAGGGUCUCCAUAUGUGAUUCAUGGACCCCCAGGUACAGGAAAAACAUCGACGUUUAUUGAAGCUAUCCUGCAGAUAUACUCUAAAAGACGAAAUGCUCGAUUUCUAGUAUGUGCACCUUCAAAUAGUGCAGCUGACCACAUCCUUGAUCGACUCAUCAGCAAUCCAUCAGCAAAGAUUCAGAACACUGAAAUCUUUAGGCUCAAUGCAAUCACACGUCCUUUUGAGGAUGUGAACCCAGAUUAUAUUGACUUUUGCUUUGUUGAAGAUUCCAUUUUUAAGUGUCCUCAUAUUAAGGACCUUUUGCGGUAUAGGAUCAUUAUAUCAACAUAUUCAAGUGCCUCUCUUCUCUAUACGGAAGGCAUAAACAGAGGCCAUUUCUCAUAUAUUUUCUUGGACGAGGCAGGCCAAGCUUCAGAGCCAGAUUCAAUGGUUCCUCUGUCUCACCUUUGGUGGAAGGAUACAGUUGUUGUUCUUGCUGGAGAUCCUUUGCAGCUAGGUCCUGUAAUUUUUUCUAAAGAUGCUGAAACCUAUGGAUUGGGAACUUCAUAUUUGGAGAGGCUGUUUGAUAACAAGUUAUAUGGCAGUGGAGACGAGAAUUAUAUAACCAAAUUGGUUAGAAAUUAUCGAUCUCAUCCUGCAAUUCUGCAUCUUCCUUCAGAAUUGUUUUAUGGCGGGGAAUUGAUCUCGUGCUACGAGGAGAGUACUGGUUUUUCCACAUCCCGGGAAAAUCUCCUCCCAAAGAAGGAGUUCCCUUUGCUUUUUGUCGGUAUUCAAGGUUGUGACGAGAGGGAAGGGAGCAAUCCAUCAUGGUUUAACAGAAUUGAAGUUAGCAAGGUAGUUGAGAUUAUUGAGGACCUAAUAGAGCAUGAUGGGCUGAAGGAAGAAGACGUUGGGGUUAUAACACCUUACAGGCAGCAGGUGCUCAAAAUAAGACGGGUGUUAGAAAAUUUUGGUCGACUCAACAUUAAAGUUGGCAGUGUCGAACAAUUCCAAGGGCAAGAGAAGCAAGUCAUUAUUAUAUCUACUGUACGAUCAACUGUAAAACACAAUGAAUUUGACAAAUUACAUUAUUUGGGAUUUUUGAGCAAUUCUAGAAGGUUCAACGUAGCAAUCACCCGAGCCAAAUCUUUGCUUAUUGUUACUGGGAAUCCACACAUCCUUUGCAAGGAUCCAUACUGGAACAAGCUCCUGUGGUAUUGUGUGGAUAAUGGCUCCUACGAGGGCUGCUUUCUCCCUGAAAGGCAGGAAUUCAAUGAAAGAGAGUUUGGAGAGGAACAGUAUCCAGGCUAUGAAGUGGAAAAUCAUUAUCAGCCAUCUGAAGCUCAGUGGGGUGGGGGUUAUGAAGGAAACAAUUAUCAGCCAUCUGAUUUGCCAUGGGUUGAGCCAGAAAACGAUUUUAAGCCCUCCGAUGUGCAGUGGGGUGAGGCAGAAAACAACUUUAAGCCCUUGGACGUGCAUAGGGGUGAAGCAGAAAACAGUUAUGAGCAGUCUGAUGUGCAGUGGGGCGAUGCAGAAAACAACUUUAAGCCCUCGGAUGUGCAGUGA